Molecule: messenger RNA, 789 nt
Organism: Dovyalis caffra
Lineage: Eukaryota; Viridiplantae; Streptophyta; Magnoliopsida; Malpighiales; Salicaceae
Source: the annotation of a GenBank genome assembly
AUGGAAAAAAAGAAAGUGGUAUGGGGCGAAUACAGCCUUAAGCAGAUAUUGGAAAUUGGAGAUGCAAGUGCGAAAGACCAAGCUAUUCCAUACAAGCCAGAAAAGACAGGAGGAGCCGUUGUUAUAGAGAAAGUCAUGAAGUACGACGAAUGGUAUGAUGCCCUCGAAGAUCCCGCCCUGAAGGAUACUCUUAUUAGAUCGUAUUCAAAUCUGAGGGGACUAUUUGAAGAUCUCAAGGUUGCAAAAGAUAGGCAAUCGAACGCGAAAGCCCCUACGGAUAUUCAACUUGACCUAGAAGCCUUUCACCCGGUCGUCAUGCCGGCAUCCAAUCUCCGUAACGGCGAUGGCUAUUCAUUUAAGUCUUCGGAAAGAAGAAAAUAUGAAAUGAUUGAGGUUGAGAAAACCCUGCCGAGAAUCGAGAGGCGGGAGGGCACCGAAGCUACCACCAGACUAGCGAAAGGUUUCCCGACGAGGAGAAAGAUGAGCGAAUGGAAUGACAUCAUGUAUGAAAUUACCAACCUUCCGAAGUCAACUCCUCGCUACCGAGGUAGAAAGGCUAGUAAGUUCGGGGCCUCAUUCAUACUAUUAGAUGAUGCUUCUAGUCGUCGGAUCGGCUCCUCCAGCCGGUUUCGGAAGGGGAAUCCGCUCGGACUCUCACUCGUAGUCGAAGAGCCGGAUAAACUCCUUUUAAAAAGGCAUAACUCUUCUCAAGUCGCCCUUUUUCAAAAACAGGAAGAAAAGCGACUACCACUUGAAACCAUUCUCCCUCUAGAAGCCACUGCAGCUUGA